This is a messenger RNA of Pomacea canaliculata, 8593 nucleotides long. Its product is annotated as cyclin-dependent kinase-like 5. Gene Ontology annotation, cellular component: dendrite cytoplasm; nucleus. The transcript is spliced from 20 exons. Gene Ontology annotation, molecular function: MAP kinase activity; ATP binding. The record is from RefSeq and is a predicted model, not a curated record. NCBI's taxonomy places the organism in Eukaryota, Metazoa, Mollusca, Gastropoda, Architaenioglossa, Ampullariidae. Gene Ontology annotation, biological process: intracellular signal transduction; regulation of dendrite development; protein phosphorylation. Bases 397 to 2448 code for a protein of 683 amino acids.
CGGAUAUACGGGGACUUGUGGGUAUGUUGGCAAGGCAAAUAUUAUGGCGGAGUGCACCGUGUUCGGUUUGCAUGCUCAACGUCACACGCAAUGACUGCGUGCCCAAGAGAGGUGUUAGUUUACAUCUACUGGCUCUGGUCUUAGUAUAAUAACUUUUUAUUAGGAAAGACCACAGUUUUCUUACAUUUUUUUUUCAUUCGUUGGACUUCAAUGGUGUCGUACAAGUUUCCUGAGGUUCGCGAAGAGCACAUUGGAAUAGUUUGGCACUGUUCUUUGCCGAAGAAGGAAUGACAGACACCGUCAUCUCGACCAUGCGAAAAAGAUUUUUCAGGGUGUUCCUACGAAGUCGUCUAUGCUCCAAAAGGUCUUCAUAACUGGUGUUUCGCCAAGCUGCCUAUGCAGCUAAAGUAUGUAAUGAACAAAUACGAAGUUUUGGGGGUUGUAGGUGAAGGUGCCUACGGGGUUGUACUGAAAUGUCGCCACAGGGAGAAUGGAGAGUUAGUGGCCAUCAAGAAAUUCAAAGACAGCGAAGAGAACGACGAUGUCAAGAGGACGACGCUGCGGGAGCUGAAGAUGCUUCGAACCCUCAAGCAGGAGAACAUCGUGGAGCUGCGCGAAGCAUUCCGGCGCAAGGGCAAACUCUACCUGGUCUUCGAGUACGUCGAGCGGAACAUGCUGGAACUGCUGGAGGAAAUGCCAAAUGGUGUGCCUUUGGAGAAGGUGCGCAGCUACACCUACCAACUGUGUAAGGCUGUUUGCUGGUGCCAUGUGAAUGAAAUUAUCCACAGAGAUAUCAAACCAGAAAAUCUGUUAAUCAGCAAAAAUGAUAUUCUCAAAUUAUGUGAUUUUGGGUUUGCACGGAACAUUGCAAGUGGCUUAAAUGGCCUUUACACAGACUAUGUGGCAACUCGCUGGUACAGGUCACCUGAACUUCUCCUGGGGGCACCAUAUGGCAAGCCUGUUGAUAUUUGGGCUAUUGGAUGCAUCAUGGGAGAGCUUAGCGAUGGACAACCACUCUUUCCUGGAGAGAGUGAGAUCGACCAGCUGUACGUCAUCCAGAAGAUUCUAGGACCUCUGCCUUCUUACCAGAUGAACCUCUUUCAUAAAAACCCAAGAUUCUCUGGCCUCAAGUUUCCAAAUGUAAAGAAACCAAAGACACUGGAAAAGCACUACCAGGGUACCUUGACUAGUGUUCUCGUCGACUUCAUGAGUAGCACACUGAAGCUGGACCCUGAUGAGCGCUUGAUGGUGGAAGAGUGUAUGGACCAUGUAGUAUUUCAGACAGAGCGUGCUGUAGACCGCAGCAACCGCAUGCCUACCAUCCAGCAUAGAUCUCACAGCAGCAACAAAAAGCGACGCACUGAGGACAUCUUAGAGAAGCAGGACAGUGGAGGAGAGAAGAAAGAUGUGCCAACCAGCGCCAAGUCUCAGACAGGUUUUCUGCAACAACUGCUGCAGCCUUCCCACCAGCAUCGUGCACCAUCUCCUUCACCAGAGAUGAUGGAUGUGAAUGAGGAUGAAAAGGAGGAGGAAGACAGUGCAUAUGUCAUUCAGCCUCGCCCAUCCACUAGCAAGUUCCUGAAGCAGGUGCAAAAUCAGACAGCAGCCUUCACAGGGAGCAACUCACUGCCAAGUCAUUCACAGAAGUAUGUGGGUGUCGACCAGGAGAAGGUAAAGGCCAACAAGGAGGAUCUUGAGACCCCUAGUGUACUUUCACCCCCAAAAGGGUACAAAUCUGAGCCUGAUAACAGAACUAAAGAAGCAGAGGUGGAGAUGCGAAACUGUUUGAAAAUAGCCGAGGCCAAAAAGCAGACUUUGGCAGAGAACCGCCAUCACAGCACCUUUUCAGAUUUCCGCAAUGGGAAUAUUCUGGACUUUGUUGUAGGCAGUACAGGGCAGCAAAAGGGGGAAAGGGGUGGUGGUAGUGUCGGGGUUGGUGGGGUGGGUGGUGGGGCUGGAGACUUGCAUCCUGCUCGAGAUGCUGGCGGUAAACUGGAGAGUAUAGAGGAGAUGGAGUGGAUGCCCAGUGAAUCCAAGUACCUCAAGUCUUGGCCCAGUGCAGGCAGCACCAGUGAGCCUAUAGACAGUGUUCAUCUUGUGCGAGAGAAUGGUCUCCGAAGAGUUAUGGAAGAAGGGGAGGAAGUGUGUGCAGCAGGGGAGAAGCAAGGUGGUCAGGGAGUACGAAGUAAUGGCACGUACGUCAUGAACAUCAUGGCCACACCCAGCCAGCAACAGCCAGCAAAAAAGACUACCAGUACUACAAACAUUGACAAGAAGAAAUUUCUGACGCAAGCAACACAGGAGGAGAUUCAGCGGAUCAGAUCCGGUGCACUGACCAAAAAGAAGGCCAUUGAUCAAAUGAUAACAGAGAAGAUUGCUGAAACCAAGGGCCCUGACCGGUGGAAAGACCCAUCUUCCGUACUAUCUUCAGCCACGACGUGCUGGUAACCAAAUGUAUGAAUCAGCAACAGACUUAUACGAGCCAGAACCUGGAUUUCCUCAGCGUGACAUCCACUAUGAUAAUCGUUAUCUGAACACUCCCUCUCGCUCAUCAGUGAGGCAUGCAGGUCCACAACCAUACAAUCUUCUCACAGACUCCUCAGGAGGUUUCAGCACCACCUGGAGAGCACCAGAUUCCAUCAGCCGAGGAGGGACCAUGUAUAAUUUAGCCAAAAAGAAAAAGAAUAAAGCAUUUCUGCAGGUUCCAGACCCAAAUGAAGAUGGCCGACUUUCACCAUCCGUGACAUUGUGCAAUCCAUCAAGACUGUCACAUAUGGAUCAUGAUGGCGGAAGAGAGGAGGGGGAAACGCAAAAGAAUGCAUUGACACCUCGGGUCAGGCUCCCUUUAAAAUGCGGGAGACCAGCUAUCAUGACAUCAAUGCCCCAGCACGAGAACGUCGACCAUACAAACAGCCUGUCAGCUUAAGAAGAAAUACAUAUACUCCAAGGGACCGGGGUGCCCGUCUCCAGCCAUUGCUUAGCUUGACACAAGUGUCACUUGGUUCACAUAACCUGGAAGUUAAUCCAGGGGGGCCAAAAAAUACUCCCAGCAACAAGGCCCUGCACUUUGGAAGUAUGGAACACAAGAGCAGGAAUUCAGGUGGAGGUACCAUGGAAGAUAUUGUGGAGCCAGGCAACAGUACUCCUCGCCCAGACCUGCGACCUGUCAAACUCAGCAAAUCAGGUCGAGGACUGUCUCAGCAUUAAAACUAUUUCAUUUUUGUACCGUAGACACAUCACUACAUUCCUCUUCCUCUGGGUCUUCUGUUUCCCUGCACGUCCUGUUAAAAAUGCAAAUAUGUUCUCACGCCUCCAACAAUACAGUGUGAAAGACAAAUUUCAAGGAAAUGGACGUGGGGAUGAAAACUAUUGUUUUAUCUGAAUGGAAAAGAGGAUAUUUGUGGAGUACUCUUUUUUUUAUGUCUUCAGAAAAUGGCAAAGCUGGAAAACCUUGUGAAUUUCUUGUCAUUUGUGAAUUGAAGGUUAAUGCACAAGUGCCCUCAGCAGAUUGGGUUUUAUUUUAAUUUUUUGAUGGCAUAGGAAGCCUUAGGAAUGGGUCUGUAUAUCUUUGCAUCUUUCCCAUUACAGUUUGAUAUGGUUUAUAUGAAUAGCAUGUGAACUUUUGGGCACCAUUUGUGGAGCUGGAUAUCUGCAGUUUCUUGUUCAUCUUUACCUGAUGAUAUGGUGACCAUAAACUUUACUGCAGUUAUAACCACUCAACAUCAGAAUGGCCAGAUCACUAAUUGGAACCAACAACCAUAAAAGGGAUCAAGCUCAGUAUUGUUAUGCAAAGACUCUUCCCCUAGGUUAGUUGGUGCUCCAGAGCUAGCACAAUAGCAGUUAUGAAGUGAUGCAAGUAGUAUAAACCAUGAUUUGUUUCACAAAGGACAGAAUUAAAAUUUUUCUGAGGAAUAUGGUCUUGCAGUCCCUCAAUAAGUCAUUCCUCCGGCUGCCAUCCCCUACCCCCACCUCAAAAAAAAAAAAAAAAAUUGCCAAUUUGCCAAGCACCUUGCUUUACUUUUGAAAAUGUAGUCUUGGUUAAAAACUUAUAUUUUGGGGAAGGGAAGGGGUGUGUAGGGUGAUGUAUAUUCACACAUAUCAGUUGCCUUGUUAAGGCAACACCUACAUCCGAAUGGGAAUCGUGUAUUCUAGCGUGCCACUUUUCUGUCUGAAGAUCUUCAAUUUUGAACUCUUUUUUGGAACAGCAAGCAUUGUAGGCAAAAGGCAUAACAUAAAACACAAUCUUUGAUCGUUCUUCUACUUGUUCCCUGCUGUUUAAAUGCUCAGGAAAAUUGUGAUCAUAGAGAUUUUUCCCCCUACACCACAGCGUGUGUUGUACAGUGUCAGGAGACUGCAGAGCUGAGGUUCAUGUUGGACAUGUGAUAGUUGCACUUUUUUUUUAUUCGUGGCAACGCAGGUAGUAUGGCAUAAUUAGCAUGCCUGAUAUUGUAACAAAGAUGAAUGAGUGUAACACUUUGUAAAAUUGUCAAGAAUCAGUAUUGAUAGAUCUAAAAAUUAUGUGUGACAUUGUCAAACUGUGAUGUGAUACUUAUCAUUGAAAACAAUGGUGACUCAGUACCAAAAUACCCUCAUACUUAAGUGCUUUGUUUUUAUGGAAGCUAUGUUCUGCUGAGUUAUUUAUGAACUCAUCUUUAAAUUUUUGGUCAUUUUUUUAUGUUGCACUAAGUUUGUCUGGCUUAUGACUGAGCAAAAUAGGGAUUCAUUGAAGCAUGUCAUCCCUGCUUAUCCAAAGAUGUCACAGGUUAGAUGUCAGGGUUCUUGAUGCUGAUGUUUUGCUUUGAGACAGGUACGUGUAGCCUACUUUAUAUGGUGUGAGGUUCAACUGUGUAACCCAAGUAAGAACAGAAAAGUUUGCAUUUGUGAUUUAUUUUGUUAGUUUGCUACAAGAUGUGGGAUGAACAGCAGCUUAGAACUGAGGUAAUCUGCCCUCUUCCUUAGAGUCAGUUUUACAUUUUAAGAGUUGCUCUUGUUGGCUUUAGUUAAUGUUGGCUCCUAGCUUUAAGGUGAUGACUGUGGUUUGCCCAUCUGAAAGAACCCCGGUCUUUCUAGUCACAUCAUUUUGCGAGAGUAAGCUUAGUUGAUGUGCUGUUUUGAAGAUCCGUCCAUCAGGUGAACUGUCAUAGCUAAAAAAAAAAAUUAGUAGAAAAUAAAGACACAAUAAUUAACUAGGCAACUGCUUAUUUAUACUUUACUAUUUUGAAUUAUUAUUACUAUGAUACUCUUAUAUUAUUUAUGAAUCUUCCCCUGUGUUGUACAAAAUUACUCAGAGGAUCAGAAUUGGCCAUGCAGCCUUUCUCUGGCCUUUUACAGCUUUAGUAUUGAUUUAUGAAAUGUAUUGUGCAUUAUUAAAGAAAUGCUAAUAUACUGUGACAGAUUGUUAAUUAGCUCAUUUAUAUUGUCCAGAUCAGGGCAGUAUUGUUCAAAGGUUUGACAGCACUGUUACUUCAGCCAAGCAAAAGCUGAACUUCUGGGAAUGUCAGGUUGUAUUCUGAGAUUUGCAUACAGAGACUCAUGUAUUAGAUAUUAAUGCUUAUUUGUGUGUCUGAGCCUAUACGUCUGUGGUCGGAGCGUAGCAUAUGAGCAUGAGCGUCUGUGUGAGUAGUUUAACAUGUCACUGCUCAUUAUAAACUUGUAGUUAGCUAAGAUGGCGUUUAGUAUAGAUACCCAGACUGCUGAUAGAUCUUCUCAACAGCCCUUCAGCUCUCCAGCAUCAGCAUCAGUGAAUUUGCCUUUUAAGAUGCCAUCAGAGCUCUUUGUCGUAAACAAAAAUACUUUUUCUUAGCACAUUUUCUGUUUCUUGACAUGUUAUCGAAAUAAUUUAACAUGGUAAUCAUGAUACACUGUGAUAUUAUGCAAACUUUUUGUAGACCUGUGACAGAGGACCAACUUCUUUGUCUAACCGUGUUUGUAGGGUGUUUUUUUUCCUUUAAAAACAUUAUUAGAGUGCAAAUGAAAAAGGGAUGAGCAAAAAGCUGGUAAGGACAACUGACAUUGUUUUGUACUUUUUAAAACUUUUUUGGUACAUUGAGCCUUAGGUUCUUGAACUCUUUACAGUUCAGUCAAGAAACCUACGCUCAUUCUUUCACCGAGCAAGAAUCUGUGAACUGUAAUGAAUUAAUGAGUUUUUGUAAUUAAUGUUUCUGUAGCAGGAGACAUCUGUACAGGGAUUACCAAUAGCUAUAUGCAUUUUCAAAAACUGGAGCCAUUUGUAGCAUAUUGGUUAAGUUUCCUUUGUUUUGUUUGGUUAAUUAUUGCUCUUAACUUUUUACCCUUAACAGAAACUGUUUUGAGAUAUAGAUCCAAUCUUUCUGCUCAGGAAACUUUAUUGUUUUACCUUUUGUGGUGUAUAUACAUGCAGUGAACACUUUUUAGAUUAAAAGAACCUCCAAAAAGCUUUCAGUGAAAGCCGGAAUAGUUUAGAAUGGGUCUGUUGUUUCACUUCUUCUCCAUCUUCAAGGAAGAAUAAGUAACAUUUUUAAACAAAACCUUUUUGCUUCCGAGCCACCAUAAAAUUGAAAGAUGCUUUUGGAGCAAAAUACAUAUACCAAACAAAUGUGACCUUCCUUUAGUCUAAAGGAGUUUGCCUAGAAAAUUUACUUAGGCUUAGACAAAUGGUCUAGAUUUGAAUAGCAUGCAUUAAAAAUACAUGUACAACAUCUUUGCUUUAUUUACAAGAUAUGCGUUUUUGUAUGUCCAUUUCAGGGUUUUAUUUUUCAAGAAAAAUAAAUGUUAACAUCUCAACUUUGGCUCCUAUCAUCAACUUAGAGGCUUUUAUCUCUGCAUCUUCCCUCAGCAGCAGUAAUUAAUAUGCAGAAAAUACCCCAUUUUUAAUGCAUUUAAUUCAGGUGUAUCGAAGCAGUUGAGCUAUAGAGGUAUGAAGACAUUUGCAUUAGUGGUUGUGAACUGUAAGAGAAGAGUUAAAAACCCCCUUUAUGGACAUGGACAAAGCAAUUGUGACUAAUAUAAAAAUAACUUCAGGAUAAAGCAGAAACAGAUACCAUGGGACUACGAACACCUCACCACAACUGCAUCACUGGAUAGAGAUGAUUAGCAUUAACAAAUGCAUUUUGCUUAUGCCAUCCUGUUUGCCAAUUAUUUAAUGAUGUAUGCAUCUCACUGCAUAUACAUGGGGUUAUUUAUCCAUUCUGUAUCUAUGCCUCAUUUGUUCACUUAAUUAAGAAGGUGCUAACUCCAGCAAAUGUGUAUCAUUUAAACAUUUUUGUUAUCCUAUAUUUUACAAUUUAAACUUUCAUUACUGAUUUGUCUUGUAUCCUUAGUGCCACGUUUACUGAUUACAACCAGCAAACAAUACUGGUUCUGAAUCACAUUUUGUAUUUGAAUUUCAGCAGCAUUUUUUAGCGGUUUAGCACAUCUAAACGAGGAAAAAAAUGGAUCCAUGAAAAAAUAUCCUUCUUAGGCUUUCAUUUGCUAUAAUGCUUAAGUUCCAACCACAUCUCCCAAUUUUGUAAACAUUAGGUAGCUGCCAUUUCAGCAUUGAUGUUUGUCUAGUCACCACAUGCUGAGCCAGCAAGUUUGAGAUGCUCAGUGAUCACAGUAUUAUUGGUACUCUUUGGCAAACAGAACAGAGCAAUAUACAGUUACAGGUGGGGAAUAAGAUGAAAGCUUUUGUACAUAACUAUUCUAUGCAUAGAGAUUUUUACCAGGUAAAUCUAUAUAGGGAUUUGUUCACUUGUGUGGAAAUAAUGACUGUUACUUGCCAAAUUUUAAUUGCACUGGUAUAUUUUGUAUUUCUGUUUUGGUUAUAUGCUUAUUAUAUAUCAGGUCAUGCGAUAUCCUCCAUGUUGUCUGGGAAUCUGAAGCUAGUUGUUUACAGAGGAUGACACAGAAAGGCAUCUAGUGCUCUAUUGCAACCCUAUAUGAACAAAAUGUCAUGCAACAGCUUUCAGGUUUAAUCGCUGUGUUCAAGAACACAAAAUCCAUGACCAGACCAAGAACUGAUAUUAUAGAAAAUUCAGUGUUUGUUUUACACUGUUUUCCUUUAUAUGUGUGGAGGUCUGAAGCAGUCUGCCUAGCGAAAUGUUUAGUUAUGUGACCCCUUUUAUCAUUUCAAUUAUGUGUCCACUAGUAAAUCAUUGAAACUUAACAUUUAUUAACACUCUAUGUUUCAGCAGCCAUUACCUACAAUAAAGUGUACUUGUAACACGCAACAUGACCACACUUUCUUUGUAGACCAGUAAUGAUAAAUGAACAUUAGAUAACAGAGGACAGUGAGAUAUGUAUGGGCACUCUGAACAAUAUAAAGAUGAAAGUACAAGAGUAGAACGUAAAGCAGUGGAUAAAGGUAUGAAAGAAUAUAGGUACUAUAAACAGUGUAAGAUAGAGUUGUUACCAUGGUUAAUGUGACUGACAAUAAUGCAAAAGGAAUUAAGGAUAGUAAUUCAGGGAUAGUACUUAUCUGUGUUUAAAGCAGACGAUGGCAGCCAUUCAAAUUUUGUUCCCUAUGUAUAUAAUUGAUUAGUUAUGAGUAGCAAAAAUAUUGUUCUGUUUUCCUGGACAAAUAUCAUUUUAACCUAAGUAGAUAAAACCUGGAAAUAAAUAUAUUUCAUGACUG